UUCAGGUUGCAGAUUCACCGUAUUGGUCGCUGAGAUGGAGCAACUGCGCUCCAACGAGCGGUUAGCGCAUGAUCAUGCGUUCGGCCGGUCCGUGUGUGGGAUGCUGUGCAAGUCCGCCGCAUAAAAGUGGACAGGUGUAGCACGCCGUGUGGAGUACGGGAAAUCAAAGAAGAAGAAAAAAAGAAAAAAGAAAAGAAAAAAAAAACCUUGUUUGUGAGCGGCCAGCAGCCACUGCUGCGCUUUGCAUCUGCAGGCGUGGAGGGUUUUCCCCCUCCCGCUGUAAUAUUUAUGACAAAACGGAGGCAACAUAUUCUAGUCACGUUUUUGGCUGACAGCCGGCUGUCCUGGAGAGCGCUGGAGUGAAGCAGGGUCCAGAGCUGAAGAAAGCGCACCGACACCUGCAGUAGGAUGUAAAGGGAAUUCCCAAAACCCAACCUGAUACAACCAAAGAUCUGGUCUUCACCAUCUCUGCUGUCUCAUUCGAGUCAGAGUAAAAGGAAAACAUAGACCAUGGGCGGGUGUGGUGGCCACUGUUGCUAUGUGUGAAGGACCGCUGCGGCGUCAAUGGAGACCGAAGGCUAUCGUGACCUCCUGGAGACCAGUGAUGGUCAGGGGGUAGGCCUGCUGGACGGAGGGGGAGAGGCGGGUGUAGAGGAGGGAUGGAGUACACCCUACCCUCUGGGCUUCCAGGUAUCCUUGACCACUGUGCUGAUGCUGGAACUUGUAUUGGGCUUCAGCAGCAACCUGACCGUACUUGUGCUUUACUGUGCUCAGUCCAACCUGGUGGAUUCAGUCAGCAACCUGGUCACAGUCAACCUCCAUGUGCUCGACAUACUGGUCUGUGUGCUCUGUCUGCCACUGACAGUGGCUGUGAUCCUCCUACCAUCUAAUGAAAAUGGAGUUGGCAGCCUGGCAACACUUUGCUGCUUUCAUGAAGCCUGUGUCACAUUCACCAGUGUUGCCACGGCAGUCAAUGUGUUAGUAAUCAGUUUGGACCGAUAUGACAUCUCAGUGCGUCCAGCCAGUCGUCUGCUGACCCCCAGGCGGGCAGCACUACUCCUAGCAGCAGUGUGGGCUGUGUCUCUGGCUGUUUUCUUUCUGCCUUUCCUUGAAGGGGACUUCUUCUCUUCAUUGACUGAUGACGAUGAUGAGGAGGAGCCAGAGAGGCAUAGCAAUGACUCAGAGCUCCCUACUGGACUGACCCCUAUUUUUACAUCCUUAUCUCCUUCCUUAUUGCCAUCCACUCGACCCUCUUCCUCUUCACACCAUCUGUCUCCAGUAUGGCAGAACAGGACUCUGCUGUGUGUUGGAGGGCAGGGGUAUUACACAGGACUGGCUAUGUAUUAUCACUUGUUACUCCAAGUGCCCUGCUUUUUCAUAGCUGUGGCAGUCAUGCUGUUCACCUACUCCAGGAUCUUACAGGCCCUCAACAUCCGCAUUGGCUCCCACAUGAUGAGGAGUACACGCACAAAGGACUCUACCUGCAGGAUACGCUGCAGAAGGCAGAGGAGAAAGGAACUGACCCUCCCAACAGAGACAGUAUCCUCCAACCAGAAUCAGAACCUCAACCAUCCACCCCUCAUUCCGUCUGCAACCCCUACGCCUACAUCACCUCCACCACUCUCCUCCAUGCCCCAAGGAAUGUCUGACAGUGGGGCGACUGUAACUACUGUCAGCACUGCUGCCACCACCCCUGUUGCAACCACACCAGCCACCCCGGCUUCUCCAACUGCAGCUUCAGUUUCAGCUCAGACCCAUGCCUCCACACCUCUGCCUGCUCCAUCCAUGGGUGUGCAGGCCUCAGUUUCUGCCAUUAUCGCCUUGAGGCGAGCAGUGCGCAGGCACAGGGAUAGACGGGAACGUCAACGUCGUGUCCUUAAAAUGUCCCUAAUCAUCAUAUCUACCUUCCUUGGCUGCUGGGCCCCUUUGUCGGCUGUCAACGUUCUGAUCCUGUGUAUGGGUCCCAGUGACAGCCUGGUGCGCCUCCGUCUGUGCUUCUUGGCUAUGGCUUAUGGUACAACCAUCUUUCAUCCUCUGCUCUAUGCUUUCACCAGGCAGAAACUGCGGCGUGCCCUCAAAACACGCGUUAAGAAAAGAGUGGUGUCACUUCUGCAGGUAGACCCAGCUCCCAGUGGGGGGACAGUGAUUCAUAACUCAUGGGUGGAGGGGGGAGGCCAGAGAAAGGCUCGCAAGUCACGGGUGGAGGCCAGUGAUGGCACUGAUCGAUGUCUCACAGAGGCAGUGAGGGAAUGAGGCUAGUCUUCAAAGUGUGGCUAUAUCUCUGAGUGUAUUUGUGAGUUUGAAGAUUCUUACUAAGCUGAUGGAGAUGCAUUGUGACUUUAUGUUUGUGUGUGGAUGUGAGGCAGUUCGUUUACAAAGGUCAAGACAAAUCCAAGGGCCUCUGAUUCCUUUUAGGUGAGGAAACAGGUGAGCCUUGAGCUCUUAUUAGGCCAUUAUAAGUCCACUUCUGACUGCCAAUGUGUCUCCAUGGCAACACUAGCCAAGCAUUUUGACAACCUUGCCAUGACUACUGGAAAUACUAGUGUGCACCUCAUGUAUAGGGUAAGAAUUAAAUAACUGCAAACACAUACAGUACAAUAUUACUCCUGCGUGCACUUUUAACUUGCAUGUGCAUGUACAUAUGCACAGAUAAACACACACAAACACACACAAACACACAGACACACCCCACCACACACACACACACAUACAAAUAAUGCACACUUAUAUUCAGUUACUAUCUGUGAAAGCACACCAGAUCUACCUGCACAGAUAUUCUCAGUGACAAAAACAUUAAUGGAAAUAUAUAUUUUCCUCUAUUUUCCUUUAAGUUUUCAUGCCUUAAUUAAGUUUUAGGUAUAUUCUCACGGUGCUGAAUGUCUGGAUGUAUGUUUACAACAAUAUAUCAACAUAGAGUAAAAGUGUUUGCACUUACUGUAAAUUUUGGAUGAACGCAAACAUUCAGAACUAAAGUUUACAAACCCACAUUAAAUUACCAGAAAAUGAGGAAAAAGGAAUUUAUUCCAAAUUCAUCUAUGGUAAGUAUCACACUGUAUUUGAGAAGAAUUUGUGCAAGGUCAAACUAAAAAAACCUUUUAAAUGGUCGACCAAUGAUCGAUGGUGGUUGUGAUGAUGGAGGAAUGUAUGACUGCGUUUGUUUGUAUGCACGUUUGUACACGCUUGUGCGUGUACAAACGUGUGGUUGUGAAAAUGAAGUGAUAUAUGUGUGUGUCCAUGGAUUUGUGCAAUAAAUCAUGAGGAAAGCAAUGACCCCUCCACCCGACCCCACCAAGAUGUGAACAAAGAGAAUUUUAACAAAGAAUAGUGGCUUUUAAUUUACUGUGUGGCGUAGAUUACAGAGGGUAAAAAAAGAAAAGAGAAGAGACUUGAUCAUCUGAUGAUCAUCAGAUGGCUUCAAAAACAUUAUGUGGAGCAUUUGUAACUAUGUGUAUAUGACAGGCCACUUUAAUACUACUGAAAUAACAUAACUACUGUUUUAAAGAGGGAAUCAAGGGCAAUACCUUAUCGAAACUUCACUGGCCUCUGCAGUCAGUGCGGAUUAACUCAACACAAACUUGAGAACUCUCAAAAUGAAAAAAUAAAUAAAUAAAUAAAUCAACAAAAGAAAACUGGAUGGCUGCUUUUGGACAGUUAGCCUCUGGACUAAGUCCUGGAAAUGUUACACUAUAUCUGUGUCUUUCUUCCUCCUCAGGGCUUCAUGUCUCAUUUCAGAAGUUUCUGGACAAAAACUAAAGAAAAAAAAGAAAAGAAAGAAACAAAAAAGGCCUCAAUCAGCUGUUGUAUUAUGAAUGUUAGAAUAAGUUUCAGUUCAUGUCACUGAGUAGGUAGAGUACACUUUAAACUUUUUAUGGACUCGAGACUUGGAUGCUCCUUGAGCUUUGGGCUAUGUUCGCUUUUGCUCCUCUCACACAAUUUGUGCGACAGGCAGACGUCAAUGAUUCUUGUGUAUUCAUGUACAUUGUUCAGGGAUGUAAAUACUUCAGCAUUUGAUUUUGGUUUUAGUCAGGAAACCUUUUGCUUUGGCCACAAUCAUCUGCCGGACAGAAAAUCAGCCAUUGUGACAAACUCUUAGUGAGGUGGAGAGUUAUUGUAAGGAGAAGAUACAUGUAAGUGUAUUUGUGUUAAUACUGUAUGUGUACACUGUACUUUACAUAUAUGACCAUGUGUAUAGAGAAAUAUUAGUAUUGUAUAAGAUUUAUAAUAGCUGUUAUUGUAUAGAAGAGAGUAUACUAUGUAUUAAAAAGGUCUAUCUCAGUUCACUGUGUCAGUCAUAUGUAUUCAAGUCAAUGCAUAAGUUGUUGAAUUUCAAAUAUCUUAUUUUCUUUAAUGUUGUAUGUAAUGUAUAGAAACAUGAAAAGUUAUGCCAUACAUGUCUUAUCUGCUGUAAAAUAUAAAAAAGUUUGUUUCUUUGCUGCCA
Molecule: messenger RNA, 4438 nt
Organism: Melanotaenia boesemani (Boeseman's rainbowfish)
Lineage: Eukaryota; Metazoa; Chordata; Actinopteri; Atheriniformes; Melanotaeniidae
Product: G-protein coupled receptor 22
Exons: 2
Coding region: 565-2253 (562 amino acids)
Biological process (GO): G protein-coupled receptor signaling pathway
Cellular component (GO): membrane
Molecular function (GO): G protein-coupled receptor activity; peptide binding
Source: RefSeq, a predicted model, not a curated record